Molecule: messenger RNA, 3299 nt
Organism: Amaranthus tricolor (Joseph's coat)
Lineage: Eukaryota; Viridiplantae; Streptophyta; Magnoliopsida; Caryophyllales; Amaranthaceae
Product: pre-rRNA-processing protein ESF1
Exons: 8
Coding region: 770-3082 (770 amino acids)
Biological process (GO): rRNA processing
Cellular component (GO): nucleus
Molecular function (GO): RNA binding
Source: RefSeq, a predicted model, not a curated record
AUGCGUCUCAGUCUUUUAGUUUCAGAUUUCAAUUCCCAUUUCCCUAAACCCUAGAAUUAAACCCAACGCACCCCAUCCCACCCCACCCACGACGGAGGACGGUGGUCACAACAACCGCCAAACAGUACCUACUUUCCGGCAUCUCUCCAGUAUCCACCCCUCACUAGAGUCCCGUCCUCACUCCUCACCUGGAGUUCGCCGCGGAAUCGUCACCGUCAGGCUAAUGAUUUGCAAUGGACUCUUGCAUCAAUUCCAUUAAUAAAAACAUUGCAACUUUUACUCUCAUUUAUCUUUUGUUAUGUUUUCAUCCUUUUAUUCAAUACUAUUUUUGUAUUUUUAUUUUCUGCUUUAAUAUUUUUUUUCUUUUCUUGUUAUCCAAUUCAUCAUUCAUAUUUUGAUUUGUUUUAAUAUUGAUGUUUCUUUUCUUGUUAUUCAAUUGUGCUUGUGCAUGUCAUUUGAGGAAUGAAAAAAAUUUUACUAUUUAUUUUACAACGAAAUUCUACUGAAAUUUCUGCAACAUUUUAUCCAUAUGUUGGUGCCCCAGGAAGUUGGAACCCUAGAUCCGUCCCUGCGGCUACAAGAUAGAUACAGAUAAUUGAGGACACUAUAAAAGCAAACAUUUGUCAAUCGCGUUCUACAUAGGUUAUGAAUUAAUUUGUGAAUUCUAGGGUUUAAGCAGUAAUUGCCAACUAGAAAAGCAAAACCAUAAACUUGUUUUUGCUAUCAUCCAAUUUUAAUUCCUUCUUUGCACCAAAAUCUUCUCAGAAACAUGAAAUCAAAAGAUAAGAAAGUCAGCAGAACCAACAUCGGAAUUGGCAAGGAUAAGGAGAUGACUGUAACUGAUGAUCCUAGGUUUUCAAAGGUUCUUACUGAUCCGAGAUUCAAGAAAGUUCCAAAACGAGUCUCCAAGGUUUCAAUCGAUUCUCGAUUUAAUGAAGUGUUUACCGAUAAGCGUUUUGCGACUUCUUCGGCGAAGGUUGAUAAGCGAGGAAAACUUACAAAUAAAACCGAUAAUGCUUUACAAAUGUAUUAUCACAAGGAGGAUGAAGAAGAUGAAGUGAAGACAAAGAAGAAGAAGAAGAAGAGUAAGGAUGAUUUGAGUUUGUCGGAUCCCGAGUCGAGCAGUGAAUCGGGCGAGUUGAAGUCGGAGAGUGAUGACGACUCGGAUUCUACGACCGAUGAUGAGGUGGAUGAUGCUGAUAUGAUGGCUGAUGAUGAUUCUGAUGUUUCUGAGGAGGUGGAGAAUGUACCAGUAAUUGAUAAAGAAACACAUAGAUUGGCUGUUGUUAACAUGGACUGGAAUCAAGUUAAGGCUGUUGAUCUAUUUAUGAUGUUGAGAUCAUUUCUUCCAAAAGGUGGGCAAAUUAAGUCUGUGGCAGUAUAUCCCUCUGAAUUUGGACUGAAACGUAUGGAAGAGGAAGCACUUCGUGGUCCGGUUGCAUUGUUGGAAGGCGAGAAGAAAAAGAAGGAUUGUGUUGAUGUAGAAGAGAAAGAUGACGCUGACGAAAACGACAAGAAGAUGGAUGAUGAUGAUGAUGAUGACGACGACGAUGAGGAUGAUGGUGAUGAUGAUGAUGAUGACGACGACGACGAUGAGGAUGAUGACAAUGACGAUGACGAGGAGUUAGAUAGUAGUGAAGAAGAAGACAACGAUGAAAUAGAUAUUGCAAAACUUCGUGCUUAUGAAAGAAGUAAGCUUAGGUAUUAUUAUGCUGUGGUAGAGUGCGACUCUAUUGCUACUGCAGAUUACCUUUACAAAGCUUGUGAUGGAGUUGAGUUUGAAAGAUCAUCAAAUGUUUUGGACCUGAGAUUUAUACCCGAUUCCAUGAAAUUUCCACAUCCACCACGGGAUGUUGCUAAUGAGGCACCAUCUGAUUACGAGGGUUUAGACUUUCAAACACGGGCAUUGCAGCAGAGCAAUGUAACCCUUUCUUGGGAUGAUGAUGAGCCCCAUCGUGUGAAGACAUUGAGGCGGAACUUUAAUGAAAAACAGCUAGCUGAAUUGGAAUUGAAAGAGUUUUUGGCUUCCGAUGAGAGUGAGAGUGAGAGUGAUGAGGACGAGAGUGGUGAUGAUAGUGAUGGUGAUAACGGUGAGGGUGAGGAGGAGGAUCAAGAUCACGGAAAUAAGAAGGCAAAGAAAUCAAAAGUUAAGGCCAAGAAGGCAGAGAUGUAUCGUGCCUUGUUACAGUCCGGAAACGAUUCAGAGGAGGAUGAAGAUGAAGGCCAAGAUAUGGAGGUCACGUUCAACUCUGGUCUCGAAGAUAUUAGUAAGAAGAUUCUUGAAAAGAAGGAUAAAGGGUCGGAAACUGUUUGGGAGGCUUAUCUUAGAAAAAAGAAAGAGAAAAAGAAGGCUAGAAAGUUCAGGUCAAAGAAUUCAUCGGAUGAUGAGAGUGACGAGAGUGAUCAAGAGCCUUUAGAUCAAUCCGAUGACUUUUUUGAGGACGAGCCUUCCGCCAAAAGCAAGAAGGCUACUCGCAUUAAGAAAAUGAGAGAGGAAAAGAGACCUUUGGAAGAUGAAGCAAGAGUAGCAACCGCCGCAGAGCUUGAGCUAUUACUUGCGGAUGAAAAGGGAGCAGAAAAUAAUUUGAAGGGUUACAAAAUUAAGAUGACAAAGGUAAAAGGGAAGAAAGAUAAAGAAGCCAUUGAUGAAGAAAAGUUACCUACAAUUGAUUAUGACGAUCCUCGUUUCUCGGCUCUUUUCAGUAAUCCUGGUUUUGCUCUGGAUCCAACAGAUCCUCAGUUUAAAAGGAGUGCAACUUAUUUCCGUCAAUUAGCUCAACGACAUGAAAAUAAUAGAAAUGGGGAUGCAGAAAAAGUGCCGGAGGAACCAUCUAAACCGAUCAUAAAUAACUCCAUUAUAGACGAUGAAAAUCCUCAAGUGAAAUCACGAAAAGAGAAAUUUGAGCUAUCCUCGAUUGUGAAAGGCAUCAAGUUGAAGUCACAAUUGCUUCCUAAGCCAAUUAGCAGUAAAACAAAAACCGAUAAGAUGAAACAUGGAUCAAGUGUGAACGGGAAGAAACAUAAGCUUGAAAUGUUAGAUCGGAAGAUAGUGAAAAAGAGCAAAGCUUCGAAGAGCGAAUGAGAAUUUCCUUCGAUUUUUUUUUGCUUAUGUUUUUUUUACUAAAAAAAAAUUUUGUUUUUGUAUUAUUGUAUUUCGGAAACCCCAAUAUUUAGUCAUGUUCGAGCCUAAGAUUCGGGUUUUAACUAGUUAACUAAGUUACUAUACUAAUACUACAAGAUACUGUAGUAUUAUUGUUAUUUUUAAUCAAUUUAGUACUUCAUAAUAUUACUUGAUUUCU